This is a messenger RNA of Somion occarium, 3543 nucleotides long. Lineage: Eukaryota; Fungi; Basidiomycota; Agaricomycetes; Polyporales; Cerrenaceae. The record is from the annotation of a GenBank genome assembly.
ACUGGACAGGACCUCCGACUUGGCCUGCAUUCUCACUCUCUUUCUUUCCUGCUUGCUAUAUGCGCCUUCAAACGUAUCUCUAUAGCUCAAGUCAAGCAAGCUCACAAUCAUGACAAACGUUCCUUUCUCUCGUCUCCAGCUGGCGGCCGCCCUAAUCGAAUACGACAAUGACAAUGACAGUCCGACUGUACCAAGGCGUAAAGCGGACGAGAGUGCUAUCUUUGCACACCUCCGUCGUAACGUUCCUCGACCAGCAACAGGCUUCCGACAAAGCACAGAUUUCUUAGGUGUAUCAUUGCCCAGCGAGACUGAAAGUCUUGGUGGGCGUGAAUCUGUGGUAGAGACUAGAAAGUCCAGGGGCUCUAUUGACGCACUGCGCAAUCCUUUCGGACGCGAUUCAACUUAUGAUGGUCACGAACUAGGCACCGAGGAAAAUCUCGAUGUCGACUUAUCUUCCUGGGGACUCGAUGCUUUUAUCCCGAAGGAGAAGGCUUCGAAGAAGGACAAGGGCAAAGCCAGAGAGGAUGUACUUCCUAAUCCGCAUCCCGUUACUCGCGAAGUUGGUGUGGUUCCUUCACCGCGUCGGGCUGUCGGUGCCCGCACCAUGAGUUUAGGGAACAUCGACAUGUUUGGCGAAGGUGGUGCUUUCCUUGAUGCCAAGUCAGCUGUUGGGCAUCGGUCGCUGGAUGGACGACGACAUUCCAUCGGUUCACCUCUGGAUUUCACUGGGGCAGAACAAUCCAGCAGUCUGUCUCAGGGGAGACCACCAUCUUCGCAUGCUCUUAUAGAUAACAUUCCUGCAACGCCUCCAUUGCACGCCGUUCCUUUUCCUUCAGUUCCCUCAGUUCGCUCCAUAUCUCCCCUACCACCUGAUGGCCGACCUGGUUCACGUGUCUCUCUUGUCAAUUCUCAAGCGCAUGGUCGCAGGUAUUCCACCGCUAGUCUUGGGUCUAAGAUGCUCAUGAAUGAAAUUGAGGAGGAAGAAUCUAACCCAUUUGCCGUCAGACCACCCUCUCCGGAGCAUGCGUCUCGUUUCGACCCCAAAGUCCGGAGUCGCACAUUAUCACAAGCAACAAUGGAGCCAAUGCGCCCGCGCACGAUGUCCAUUGCUUCGCUUGGUACUCAAAUGAUGCUUGGUGACGGAGAUGGUCUCUCUACUUAUACUAGUCGCCCACCUGAACGUGAACGCCGCUAUUCCAGAUUAGAGCUCAUGAGACCCAAAGUUCUCGUUAUGCCCAGCCCUCUACAAUCAGUAGUUCCUCCACCGAAAUUGAUGCCUGGCGCAUCUCGCGACGGAUUCCUUCUUAGCACCGACGGUCCACCUCUUCCUCCCGGUGCUAAAUCAACGCGUCGUUCUGUGCUCAUUUCCGCUCUCGAACCUUCGCCUGAAGUGCCCAUUGCAUCGAACUCAUUUACGCCUAAUCCCCGCAUGAGUCUUACACUGUCUCAGCUCAUUUUCCGGAACUCUUUGGCUGUGGAUGGUCAGAGAGACGUUUCAUAUGCUGACAUUGACAACCGUCUCCGUCGUGCCACGCAGGAAGGCGAGCAAGUUCAACCUGAACCGGAGCCUGAGCUUCAACCUCCAACACCGGCCCCUCAAGUGGUUGUGGAUGAACCCAUACCUCGAGGGCGUCCUGCUGGAAAGCUUCUCGGGAAAAGCUUGAUUGACGACAUUGAAGCUCGCAAACUUGAGAUGAGGGGGAAACAAAGAGUAUUCACUGGUGACCAACGCCCGUCGAUGAUGCAUCGAACUCCGUUGCAGCGUUCAAGCACCCUCAUUGACCCCGAAUCGCUGAAACCGCGACCUGUAUCUCAGCGUAUGGAUUCUUUCCAGUCUAAUCAGAAUCUUAUCAGGCGAAACUCAGCAAAUGCUAGACCAUUGCUCAAUUUCGACGAUGAGAUUCCUGGAGCACCUCGAAGUUUAGGUGUUGACAACCGUGCACCAGCGAGCAAGUCGGUGUUUGGCGUGGACACGCUCUGGGAGCGAGAGCUUGCCAAGCUACGUGCGAUGGAGGAAAGCGAGAAACAGGAGGAGGACGAACGGCGAAAGAAGGGAGAGCUAGAUGACGCCAAUAAUAACAAGAAGAAACGCAAGGGUAAAGGCAAGGACAAGAAGCGUUCACCGGAACUCUCAGCACUUCCAGCGACGACCAGUUCGGAUAUGCCUCCGGCUCAAUCUCAGGAGCGCGUAUCAAUGGCAGCGCCCGUCUUGCCUGCCAUACAGAAAGCGUCCACGAGGCGCCCUCCUCCGCCAAUGGAUACUGGAGAUGACGAAGAAAGCUCGGACUCGGCUAGUGAUGUAUCCGUUAGGGCACCGAAGGGUGAAGGCAGGGAAGUAGAUGACUGGGUCGCAGAUUCUGACGAGGAGAAGCAAGCGCCAGUACCUAUUCGUACCGUGGGUUCAGGCCCUCGGUACCCAAAGCACGCUCCUCGACUCACAUUCCCUGAUGAAGAAAGUAGCGAGGAAGAUCUCCCUCUAGUUGCUACCAUUGGCAAAGCCGCACAACGUUUGACGAGACUUCGAAUGAGCAAUGACUCUGACUCCGACGAGGAGAAACCUCUGGUGGCUUUGUUGGAAAAGACGAAGUUGAAGUUGCCUUCUCUUGGCGGUAGUCUCAUCUCAGAGAUCAGUCCCAGAGCCGGUAAUGACGAUGAGGACGAGGAUGAUAAACCGCUAGGUCUACGUGGCUCCAGAUUCAUCGGCUCCUCUUCACAGCUGAGUGGGGCCGGUAAUCAAGAAGAGGAUGACGAUAAGCCCUUAGCCUUCCAUCCUGACCAAUUGCGUCGUACACAAUAUAUGAUGGCUCAGCAACAGCAGCAGCAGCAGCAGCAACAACAACAGCAGCAACAACUCAUGAUGCAGGCACAAGCGGCCCAAAUGCAACAAAGCAUGGUAUUCGGCGUGCCUUCGAUGAUGAGCUCAGGGUUCUUUGGUCCUCCAUUGCCGCCUCAUAUGAUGGUACCUUCCAUGAUCCCGGGCACCCCACCGCCUAUGCACGAUGCCGCCAAGUUUGGUCGUGUAGACAGAUGGAGACAGGAAGUUGCUGUUGAGGGCCAGCCCCCUUCAUGAUAUUCUUUGGCUUUUUCUUUCUUUCUGGUUUUUCGGACAAUGAGUACUUCCUCUGGAUACCAUCAUAUUUUUUUGCACUCUUUUCUCUCGCAAUUCUUUCGGUCGCUUUCAGUCGCAUAGGGUACAUCCAUCCGAAUCAUAAUCAUGCAAUAAAGAAUACAAUGAGGGGAUAAACGGCUCCGCCUGGAAAGCAAGAGAGUGAUGUAAGUCAGCGUCAAGAUGGAAGGAUGUGUUACAGAGCAAAUGAAACAUGCGUUGGGACUAGGAUAAUGUUGGAUGAUGAUGUACGAGGAGAUGCAAUUACAUGUGUUUGGAUAUCAGCAAGGAGGAAGGGAAAAAAAAAGGAAUGGAGAUAACUAAGACAGUAGUCCUUUUGAAAGAUAAGUACACUUCAUGACUCCGGAUUCGUUAGGUAUAGUUUGCGUCUGGGUACUGUGACAAUCGACACCUCCCUACGACUCAUCUCUUCCUCU